UUAUCUCUGUUCAGUCAGAUUCUGUUCAGUUCAGUCUGUUCUUUAUUGUUCUUCUGUCUUCUUUUGUUUGUAUGUUUGAGUCUUUAGCGUUUGGCAGAAAUUAUUUAUGUUCAGUUUUUGAGAAUUUCUUCUAGAAUGUAAUUCAAUGUACGACCGGCUUCAAAUGAGUGCUUAUUGAUCAGCAUGGGAGUUGAUUUUGAUGUUUUGGAAUACUGUCAGAAGUUGAAAAUUACUAACAAACCACCGUACAAAUGCCCAGUUGUAGAAUGUGGGAAACCGUACAAGAGUAUGAGUGGUUUGCAAUACCAUCUGGUGAAUUUUGAUCAUAGUGCUCCCAUUCAAGCUCACACGCCUGUUACGCCAGCAACUCCUAUGUCGCCAAAGAAAGCUAACCGUAAGAAAGGGCGCAACUCGCAUGCAGCCGCUAUCAAGGCAGAGCCACUCGUCUCGCCGGCCCGUGAAGGACUCACUUAUGCAGAGGCUCAAAAGUUUGUCGAGUUCGAAUUAAAUGGAAGAGUGAAACGUAUUAGCAUAGAUCAAAACAUACCUAUAGUCUCUGUGUCAAAAAAUAAUACAAAUAAACAAUCACCUGUGAAUACAGCUAGUAUAACAAGCCUAGCUAAAAGCCAGGAAGCAGUUUCUAAGUUACCAGAGCCAUGCUUCAAAGUGCUGGACAACUACAAUAUUCCUGAUGCGCCUCCAAGACCAAACGCCUAUAUAAGAUUCAUCGAGAGGUCACCGGAAGAAUUGGAUGGAGAGGUGGAGUAUGAUAUGGAUGAAGAGGAUGCUGCAUGGCUGGCCAUCAUGAACGAGCGCAGGGCCACAUCCGGACUGCCAGAUGUUCCCAUAGACACUUUUGAGCUUCUCAUGGAUCGACUGGAGAAAGAGUCUUAUUUUCAGAUGAGUACCACCGGUAAAACGGGUGAUGGACAACAAAUCAUGGAUGAUGAGGCUGUCUGCUGCAUUUGUAUGGAUGGAGAGUGUGAGAACUCCAAUGUGAUCCUUUUUUGUGAUAUGUGUAACUUGGCCGUUCAUCAAGAUUGCUAUGGUGUUCCAUACAUUCCUGAAGGACAGUGGCUGUGCAGGCGUUGCUUGCAAUCGCCGUCAAGGUCAGUGGACUGUGUGCUGUGUCCGAACAUAGGUGGCGCAUUCAAGCAGACCGACCGUGGGCAUUGGGCCCACGUGGUGUGCGCCCUCUGGAUACCGGAAGUCAGAUUUGCUAAUACGGUGUUUCUAGAGCCGAUCGACAGCAUUGAGACGAUCCCGCCAGCCAGAUGGAAGCUGUGCUGCUACAUCUGCAAGCAGCGCGGCGUGGGCGCCUGCAUCCAGUGCCACAAGACCAACUGCUACUCGGCAUUCCACGUCACCUGUGCUCAGCAGGCCGGCCUCUACAUGAAAAUGGACACUGUUAGAGAUACGCACUCUGCAAUAGUGGGAGGCGAGCCGGGUCCAGUGACGGUGCAGAAGACGGCGUUCUGCGACAGUCACACACCAGCGGACAGCGAGGGCAAGGUGCGACCCGUAAACGUUGUGGCCAGUCCGCAUCCGGCUGCGGCAGACGGCGACGACGCCAACAACGUGAGGCGCAUGCUCGCCAAAAAGCGAACCUCCGUUCCGGUCAUCUCCAUUCCCACCAUUCCUCCUGACAGGAUACAAGAGAUUGGCUCUUUGGUGACGAUUGCGAAGAAAAGUCAAUUUAUACAGCGACUGAUCGCAUACUGGACCCUGAAACGUCAUUUUCGUAACGGCGUGCCUCUGCUGCGUCGGCUACAAAGCUCUCAUCUUUCUCGUCGUGAUGAACCUCGCCAUAACCAGGAGGUGGUGAGUGAUAUUGGUGAAAUGUAUCGUCAGCUAAUUCAAUAUUAUUCAGUAUAUUUUCCUUCACUUGAUUUAUAGAAUAUAAUAACUAGGAAGCUUCAAAAAUAUCAAUAUUCAAGUGUGAAAAUAAUAUUUUUCAGGGAAGCAAUGCGCAUCGAACUCCAGCUCUGUCCACUGAACAGUCGUCUGCGUCGGUUGCUCGACACACUGAGAGACCUGGACACUGGCGAAAUAUUCACAGAACCAGUCGACCAAACCGAAGUGCCCGACUAUGGCGACAUUGUCAAACAUCCCAUGGACCUGUCUACGAUGAGCAAAAAACUUGACGACUACUGCUACUCAUCGUUGGAGGAGCUAGAAGCUGACUUCAAAUUAAUGAUUCAGAACUGUCUGGACUACAACGCCAAAGAUACCGUGUUCUACCGAGCUGCCAUCAAAAUGAAAGAGCAAGGCGCCGUAGCACUGAGGCAGGCGCGGAAGGACAUCGACAAACUCAACCUCGACCAGAGCUGCGGGCUGCUGGAUGUGCCUCAAUCAGCUCCCCUCCCCAAUGCAGCGCGUGGCGAAAAGCUAGCCAGUGACAUCGACAAGGAACUGGCUGACAUCACCGAUUCCAAAAAUUCCAUGGACGAGGAUCAGAAGAUGUGCAAGCUAUUACAGUUGUUGGACCGCAGUGGAAUGCUCAAAAAUGCGAUUUCCCGAAACAGCCGAGUGAAACGUAUCAAGUUGGAAAUGGCAAAAAUGAAACGCAGAAAGUCUCAACAGUUCAAACGCAACAAUCCUUUGAAAAGUGUAGCGAACACAGACACCGAUGGUGCAAAAACCAGUGAUGAUGAUGCACCACUUCGGCCUGCAAAAGCAGCCAAUGCUGAAGACACAGCUAAACCUAAUGUCGAUGCUGAAAGUGGAAACGCCUCUGCAAAACGGAGCAGGCGUAAAAAGACAUGGGAUGACUUUAUCGACUGUACGGUUAAGAGUGGUGGAGGGAAUCAAUCUGUUGUUUCUAAGCAUUCAGCUUCUGCCCGGAAAGUUUCAACUUUGAAAGCAACUCCUGUCAGGGAUAACAGCUGUGGCUCCUCAUCCUCGUCCAAUAGCAAAGAUACAGGUGAGAAGUCAAUGUCGACUCCGAGUAAAUCGGGAGACUCGAAUGGCAGCGAAGCGCAGCUGACGGCGUCGCCAUCUGGUGUGAACCGACGCAGCGCUGUGCUGUUCCGCAAGCGCAACACACCAUCCAGCCCUGCUCCCGGGUCAGUUCAUGUUUCAGACGACUGCGAGGAGUCGCACUCUGAGGACGAGUUGAGCUGCUCGGGCUGCUCGGCUGUGUCGGACGGCAGCUGCGGCAGCGGAAGCGGAAGUGGAUGUGGAAGCGGAAGUGGUAGCGGAUGCGACAGUGCGAGCAGCUGCGAAUCAAGUGACGACGACGCAGCUAACGACGACAACGCGAACCAGGAGGCAUUGGAACAGCUGCAGCUGGUGUGGGCCAAGUGCAGGGGCUAUCCCUGGUAUCCUGCACUCAUAAUUAAUCCAAAGUUGCCUCGAGGAUACGUUCACAAUGGUGUUCCCAUUCCAUCGCCACCCGCCACUGUAUUGGCCGAAGCUAAUAAAUACACUGAACCAGUUUAUCUUGUCCUAUUCUUUGAUACAAAGCGGACCUGGAACUGGUUGCCGCGAAAUAAGCUGGAGCCGCUUGGAAUAACCGACGAGUUGGACCAAAUAAAAAUGAACGAGUCUCGCAAACCCACCGAUCGGAAGGCUGUGAAAAAAGCCUACAGUGAUGCGAUGACCUACAGAACACAAACCAGUACAAAUGAUAAAGAAGAGAAGAAGGAAACUGAAACAGCUAACUCCAUGGAAGUGGAGUAGGCUUGAAGGUGGAGUAGCUGGAGGACGUCGGCUAAUAUAAAUUGAUAUUGAAACCCCAAGUACUGUAAAAGAGUACAAGAUUUGUGAGAGUUCAAAGAGUUCUUGUUGUGUUUGUCAAUGAAGAACUUGAAGUUGUGUUAUGUUGAGAUUUCAAAUGGAAUAAUUCUAGAAUGAUUUUUAAUUUGUUUCCAUACAAAUAAUAGUUUUCUUUCCAUAAAAAGUUUUUGUAAAUAUUCGUAAUGAACUAAAUUUCAAAUAAUUAAUAUGCAAUGAACUUAUUCUCACAAACUAUUUUAAUUCGUGAAUCGUGGUAGGCAAUUUCUGAUUAUUUUAAUGAAUUGAUUAUUCAGUAAUUUUAAUAACUUAUUUUGUGAUAACUACUAUUUUUAUAGUUUAGGCAAAGAUUGUUGAGUCUUCGUUUAGUAAAAAUUCUUGAGAAUAAUAAAAAUUCAUUUUCAUCCAAUGAUAAGCUCUUAUACAGUCACUGAAUAGACUUGUACAAUAGACUCUUUAAUAACUGAAAAGUGUGUGUUUGUCAUGUUCACAUUCUUUCUUUUGUUACUAAUUUGAUAUGAAUGGUUUAUAAAUUUCAUUCAUUGUUACUUUACUGUUUUCACCAAGAUAAAUAAUUAUGUUCUUAUCAAAGUUCAUCUUCAAUAACAUUUCAACUACUCUUCACAGUUUCUUAGAUUUUAUACAAAAAUUGUAUUACAGUAUUCUGUAUUUUAACGCACAAAAGUGUAUUUGCUAGAUUCAUUAAAGUCAUUAAUGAAUUGAAGAA
Messenger RNA from Nilaparvata lugens (brown planthopper), 4462 nucleotides. RefSeq names its product peregrin. Gene Ontology annotation, biological process: regulation of transcription by RNA polymerase II. Gene Ontology annotation, molecular function: protein binding. Gene Ontology annotation, cellular component: MOZ/MORF histone acetyltransferase complex. The record is from RefSeq and is a predicted model, not a curated record. NCBI's taxonomy places the organism in Eukaryota, Metazoa, Arthropoda, Insecta, Hemiptera, Delphacidae.